CUGGGGUCGUGGCUCCGCCUACCACAAUGGCGGCGCCCAUUACGGAGGGAAGGAAUUCCCGAGACAUCAACGGGCAAACGGCGAUCGCGAGGGGGAUCUGACAGUUCCGGUUUCCUUCCCUCUCCGCCGGACCGGAAGAGAGCUGGGAGCGACCAUUUGUAAGGCGAGCCGUGGAGGCAACCCCCUUCCCCCUUGGGGGGAAGAGGGGGGCGAGGGGGACCCCUCAAUAGACCGGUCUUCGUCAUUAUAAGCUCUCCGUGUGGAGUCCAGCCAUGGAUCUUGUGUGCCUGAUUUUCAAUGGCAUGGGGAUGCUUGUGGACCUGUUGGUCAUCUUGCUGGAUGUCAAUUUCUUCCUCGUGUCCACUUUGGUUUCGAUCCUGCUCUGGCUCAUCGCCUUUGCUUACAACUUGCCCAAUGCCUUGGUGGGUUGCAUGGUCCACUGCUGGAAUGGGAUCUUGUUGUUCUUGCUCUGUGUUGCUGAGGCAUUGUAUUACCUGACGGUGGGCUCUGUACAUGCUGUCUUCAACUUGCUGCGUGGUCUGUGCUCCAGCAUGGAAAGCCUGAAAGUGGUGGGGCACCUGUUCACCCAUGUGAUGCUAAGAAGCAAAGAAGUGAUGCACCGAGGUCUCUGGAACCUGGUGGGGUCCGGUCAGUCACUUCUGAGGCAGGUGUGUGAAGGGUGCGCCAUUGCCAUGAGCCUUGUGGCUUACUUCAUCAACAGCAUCAUCAACAUCUGCCUCAUUGGGACCCAGAACCUUUUCUCCCUGGGGCUGAUCCUGUGGGAGACGAUUGUCAGCCCCUUCCUGAGUGUCACGGACAUUUUUGCUGCCUUUCUAGCACGUUUGUCCAGCAGUGCCAUCGCUAUGUCCAUCCUUCUGUGGUCUCCUUGCCAGCUGGCAUUUGAUCUCCUCGCCUCCAUGAGCAGGCUGCUGAUUAACGUAUUCUUCCUCAACCUUUAUGGCUUGGUGUUGCUGUCGGGGCUGGUUGCUGCCUGCACCUUAACCUUCAACUCUCAGCUGACAUGGACGCUGGUGGACCAGGUGACUGGCUACUUGAACUCUAUGCCUUCCUAUCACCGGGUACGCAGGGACUUGUGCCGCCUCUACCAAGUUGUGCUCUUAUCACUGGACAUGAUCUUGAGCUCCCAAGCCUGGCGCAGGUUGGCAGACCGGGGUCUCCAAAUGGCCAACUGGAACAGAGGAGACAGGGGAGCACACCACCACGGGGAUCAACAGCAAGAAUGGCCACCAUUCUUGGCCUAUAUUUUAAGACUCCCUUCUCUUGGGGUAGCUUACCCAAGACGACAAGGGGUAUAUGCAGCCAGUCAGCAGGCUGCAGCCCCCGCCCGCCAAGCACAGACAGGAGCAGCCCGGGGCAGUGGGAACCAGCAUAGAAGAGACAUUGAUCUGGGAUCAGUUGCGCAACGGAGUGUGCCGGAUGCCCGGCAGCCCCAGGCUCAGAGCAAGGGUCCGAGCACAUCACAAACCAAACCUGCAACGAAAGAGCAGUUAAAUGCUCUGGAGGAGGACAGCGACCCGUGGCUUCUUCUGAAAGAGCAAGAAGAACGGAAGAAGUGCGUCAUUUGUCAGGACCAAACAAAGACAGUCUUGCUGCUUCCUUGCCGCCACCUUUGCCUCUGUGAAGGAUGUACUGAAAUCUUGCUGCAGCAGGCCGCAUACCAGCGCAAUUGCCCGCUCUGCCGGCAGAUGAUCCUGCAGACUCUCAAUGUCUACCUGUAAACGCUGUGGGGAGAACUUCAUCAUCUACAUUCCACCAGACUUCCUAGGCACACAGGGUGGCAUCUCUCACCUUUGUACUCACUGCUUUCUACAAUGGCUGACUGUGAACAGCUCCCUGCUGGAUACUUAGCAGCAGCAUUUUUAUUUCCAAAGAGCCUUUAUAAUCACUGGGACACGGAGAAUGGCCCAAAUGUUUUCUCUGUGUUCCUGUUUUAAUUUGUUUGCAGCUGCCAUCAGGAAGCACAGCGGCUGAUCACGUUAAUUGUCUGAAACACCACUGUUACAAGGUGUGCUGAGAUUUUCAGUUGAGCCGUUGAGUUGAAUGUUCAGAAGUGAGAUGCAAGAAAACCCACCAGAGAUCUAACAAUGGGCACAUGUGCAGAUUCACCUGAUAAGGCACCAAGCAGAUACAAGGGAGCAACUGUUGAAAGUCUGUAUUUUAGGGUCCCUAUAAACCAGAGCCUGGAAUAAAGUUUUCUAUGCUGGACUUGAUCAAUAAACAUAUCAGCAAGAAAAGCAAAGCAAAGCAGGAUAUUUCUUCCUCCGGCCAUCCGCAGGGGAAGAUGCUCAUUAGCUCACAUUGACAGUGACUGUGCAUUUCUCCUUUCAAGAGACAUGGGAGGUGUUUUAGGUCCUGGGACCACGGAUCAUCUUCUGGAUGAGCAGUUCUUACGCUGCUCAGCUGAAUAACCUUUUCAGAUUUGUUGUUUAUCCAUUUGUUUGGGGGCUUCAAGAGCCACAGGACAGGCAAACUGGACACCCAAGUGCGACUGUGGAGUACGCACAUGACUCCCCGAGUCGGGUAACGGGGACUUAGGUCAAGAUCCCUUUGAAUACACUGGCAUGUAACUUCCACAGGUCACUAUGCAAAACUAUGACAUUCCAGCACUGUUGCACAAAUGAAUUGUUUGCUUUUUUUCUUCUCUUUGUGGUUAAGCCAGGGGUUGAUUUACCGUUGUGUUUGGUUUGCUAACAAAUGAAAACAUCCUAUCAAAAUA
Sphaerodactylus townsendi is the source of this 2737-nucleotide messenger RNA. RefSeq names its product ring finger protein 26 (gene RNF26). The record is from RefSeq and is a predicted model, not a curated record. NCBI's taxonomy places the organism in Eukaryota, Metazoa, Chordata, Lepidosauria, Squamata, Sphaerodactylidae. The transcript has 2 exons. The coding region runs from base 273 to 1739 and encodes 488 amino acids. Gene Ontology annotation, biological process: protein ubiquitination; ubiquitin-dependent protein catabolic process. Gene Ontology annotation, molecular function: ubiquitin protein ligase activity.